This is a messenger RNA of Cataglyphis hispanica, 2284 nucleotides long. It is a transcript of the gene tum, whose product is annotated as rac GTPase-activating protein 1-like. The transcript is spliced from 10 exons. NCBI's taxonomy places the organism in Eukaryota, Metazoa, Arthropoda, Insecta, Hymenoptera, Formicidae. The coding region runs from base 220 to 2136 and encodes 638 amino acids. Gene Ontology annotation, biological process: signal transduction. The record is from RefSeq and is a predicted model, not a curated record.
CCGUCGAAUUUUAACGGUCGCGGAAAGGGGGUCUACUUUCAAAAACUCGAACGAACGCAUAUACAUACGUUCGUUCAUACGAACUGAUCACUAAUCGAGUUGUACGCGUCAAUUUUCUCGAGUUAUGCGCGCUAUCGUUGAUCACGAGUAGAUCGCCAAGUGACAUGUCAAUUAUAGUGUAAAAGUUUACGGACGAAACGACAUAAUAAGCGUCACAAAAUGAAUUCGCUGUCGCUUUUAGCGACCUACGACGAAUUGGUGAGAUGUUCGAAUGUCCUCAUAAAUGGAUCCUGCGAGGAAGAAUUCCUGCAAUUUGCUUUAAACCAAGAGGAGAUGAGACAAAAAUGGUUGAUGUCAGAACAAGAAUGCCAACGGCUUCAUUCAGCUUUGGACAAGGCUCAACAUGAGAUUGCAGGAUUAGAUAGGAAACUACGUCAUGCUAGAAGAAACUUGGAGGAGGAGAAUCGCAGACGUCGUGUCGCUGAGGAGCAGAAAGAUUUAUUGGAGAAACAAAUUGCUACCGCCAGAAAUUUCUUGUUUACCGAUGGAGGUAGAAAUCUAAAUGAUGAAACUAGAGAAAAACUGCAGUUUCUUAAUAAUACUUCUUUGAAUCAACAACAAAGUAACAUGCAUAUUCAAGAUAUUCACAUUGAUAAACUUAACCCAAUAGCCGAAUUGGAUUCUACAGGCUCAAUAUUAAGCGAUCUUAACUGUCUAUCAAAAUCCGAAGAUGACUUAGAGAUCAGCACUAUUUUACAAAAUCAUAAAAGUGGAAAGCGACAGUGGAAGGAGCAUCGUCCCAGCAGUGAACAUCCUAAAAAACGUCGUAGCUCAUUGCACAAAAUUACAGAAUUAAAUUCUUCUGAUAGAAUAGUAGCCACUACUACCGUAGUUAUGCCGAAAGAUGGUGCAAUUACUGCAUCAUCUACAAUUGAGGCUAUACCUGGUGAUGAAAAUGCAGAUCCUCAGGUUCCUUCGCAAAAUACGCGCAAACGUCGUAAAAGUAGUGCAGAACAUAACAAAUCAAAAUUGUCACACAUAAAUCUAAAUGAAGAACCAAUAGAUAUAGCACCAUCAGCACCAAAGGCUGAAAUUCUUACAUCAACUUCAGAUACUGAAGAUGCUUUUAAACCAAGUCCAAACAUUGGUGGAUAUACUAUGAAUACAAAAAUAUCUAGGAAUCACAGUUUUGCAGCCAAAACUAUCAUGAAGUCGGAAAUGUGCACAUCUUGUGGUAAAAGAAUUCGAUUUGGAAAGGUUGUUCAAAAGUGCAGAGAUUGCAGAGCUACAGCUCAUACUGAAUGCAAAGAUUUAGUGCCACUACCAUGCGUACCAACAGGAAAUACGCCUACGUUACGUGGUAUGCCCGGUACUAUAGCUGAUUAUACACCCGAAACACCACCUAUGGUGCCUUCCAUAGUAGUUCAUUGUAUUAACGAAGUUGAAUUACGUGGAAUGAACGAACAAGGUUUAUACAGAGUAAACGGAGCAACUGCAGACACUAAAAGUCUUAAGGAUAAAUUUCUAAAGGGCAAAGGUGCUCCAAAUCUUUCUAACGUUGACAUCGCAACUAUCUGUUCUACACUGAAAGAUUUUCUCAGAUCUUUACGUGAGCCGCUAAUCACUGUCGCUUUGAUGGGAGACUUUGUGCGUGCGACAACGUUAACGGAUAAACAAUAUGCCGAUGCCGCUCUUUAUCAAGCAAUUUCGGAUUUGCCGCAACCGAAUCGAGAUACUUUAGCCUUCCUGAUGUUACAUUUACAGAGAGUAUCGAGUAGUCCCGAAUGUAAAAUGCCUAUUAGUAAUCUCGCCAAGGUUUUUGGACCGACUUUAGUUGGUUACACUUCUAAGGAACCAUCUCUCACUAUGCUCAGUGAAACCAAACAUCAAGUUGCAGUGGUAGAAAAUCUGCUUCAAAUUCCAUCCGAUUAUUGGGCUCAUUAUGUGAAUCCGGCGAAUUCGAAUGAUAUUUGUACUCCAAAAAUGGGCGAAUUAAAACAUACACCUUCAACAGAAUCGCUCUUCAAGCGCAGUAUCUCCCGCGGUUUCUUCAAUACCCCACUUUCUUCCAGCCGUACUUUUGCUAGGAGAAACAAGAAAUACUUUGCUACACCACCUUCCAGAGCAGGAUUCUAAUAAGUGAAUUUAUAUUUGUUAUACUAUAACAUAAGUCAUAACUGCACAGAAAUUUGUUUAACUUGAUAUUUAAUGAUAUAUGUUUAUAUGUAUUUUUUUUUGUAAAUAUGCUUAUAUAUACAAUAAACAUUUCUAACUUUGUAUUUUG